Strongylocentrotus purpuratus (purple sea urchin) is the source of this 2201-nucleotide messenger RNA. RefSeq names its product geranylgeranyl pyrophosphate synthase (gene ggps1). The record is from RefSeq and is a predicted model, not a curated record. The transcript has 11 exons. Gene Ontology annotation, biological process: isoprenoid biosynthetic process. The coding region runs from base 690 to 1640 and encodes 316 amino acids. Gene Ontology annotation, molecular function: prenyltransferase activity. Lineage: Eukaryota; Metazoa; Echinodermata; Echinoidea; Camarodonta; Strongylocentrotidae.
CCUAGAAAGUAGAAGGUCUACAUUAUAGUAAAGUCACCCAAUAAUAUGCCAGCCCGCUGUUCAGAUUUUUUGAAGAUUUUAAUGGUUUACAUUGAUAUUUUGCUACCUUUGAGACAAAAAUCAACCUUAUCUGUGACAGUAUAUGCCUUCGUUGUUCUAUAAAUUGGUAAGCCCUUGAGUUGUUUAUUAUGCAGUCUUUCUUGUCACUCAAAUUAUUUAACCAGAAUUAAUUUCAGUCCCAUACGUUGACAUUGUUGUAUUGUUUUGAAUUGGGAAGUUGAAGUCUCGUGAGUCAUAGACCUAAUAUGAUUUGAAGAUCAGAGUGUAGUGUAGCUCCGUGGGUGGGGCUGCGGAGCUGAACUGACGAAGAGAUCGGGGCACAUUUUCUCGAAACUGUAGAAUUUAGCAAUAGAGUUGUGGAGCUGUGGAGCGGUCUCCCAGGAAACGUUGUGGCAGCUGGGUCGGUCAACUCGUAUACAAAUAGACUUUAUAGUCACUGGUCAAAGAUGUCCUGUACGUACAUGUAUGAGCCGGUCUAGCCUCUAGGUGUUGUCUGCUGUCUCAUGUUUUGCAUACAAUCUCCCUCCACAAAUAGCAGUAAAUAGGGAAGAAUCCUGGAUCGAUGAACCGGCUUAAACCUACAACAUCGUGUUAGUAGUCACGCACUAACUUUUGGUAGUUGAGAAAAUAUGGCGGAAAGCAGCUCACCAAAAGAUGAUGUUACUGAAAACCAAUCAGCACUCAUCAGAGAGAAAAAGCAGGAAAUGAUACUGAUGGAGCCAUACAACUACAUUUUACAGGUUCCAGGAAAACAAGUUCGAACAAAACUCUCAAGGGCAUUCAACUGCUGGAUGGACAUUCCUGAAGAUAACAUAAAAAAGAUCAGUGAGGUGGUUCAGAUGCUGCAUAACGCAAGUCUAUUAAUAGACGAUAUAGAGGACAGUUCCAAGCUUCGACGAGGCAUUCCAGUAGCACACAGUAUCUACGGUAUAGCACAAACCAUCAACUCUGCCAACUAUAUGUACUUCCUAGGACUUAAAGAAGUCAUGCAGUUUGAUCAUCCUGAUGCCAUGAAAAUAUUCACAGAGCAGCUAGUAUUAUUACAUCAAGGCCAGGGGAUGGACAUCUACUGGAGGGACUCCUACACCUGCCCUACAGAAGAAGAGUAUAAAGAGAUGGUCAUCAAGAAAACUGGAGGUCUGUUUGGGUUAGCUGUGAGGCUCAUGCAACUUUUUAGUGAAAACAAGAGUGAUUUCAAGCCUUUGAGUGACAUCCUAGGCCUGUACUUCCAGAUUCGAGAUGACUAUGCCAACCUCUGCUCCAAACAGUACACAGAGAACAAGAGUUACUGCGAGGAUCUCACCGAGGGGAAAUUUUCGUUCCCCCUCAUCCAUGGUAUCCGCAGUCAACCGGAGAACACCCAGGUCAUGAGCAUCUUGAGGCAGAGAACGGAAGACAUGGAUGUCAAGAAAUACUGUGUGGACCUCCUAGAGAAGUUUGGUUCAUUUGAAUACACAAGAAAGGUACUCUUCGAUCUAGAAAAGCAGGCAUAUGAGCAUAUAUCAAAUUUAGGCGGAAACCCGAUCUUGGAAUCCAUUUUAGAAGAGCUGGGAAAACUAAUCAGAAACCGGGAUCAAUGAUGCUUGUACAGCCCUAUGCUUCAAUCUUAACUUCCAUGAAUGUCUGCAAUGAUUUGCUGCUUGUGUAUUUGUAAAGUACAUUGUAUGUUUGUACACCAUGUCAGCGUUUCAUGAAAACGUCAUCAUAAGUACAAGUUCGCCGACCAGCCAUUCGAAUGCGUUUAUCAACACGUGUUACAAUCGGAUGUCGGUGAAUGUGUACUUAUAACAGUUUCAUGAAACGAUGCCUGUAUGUACAAAUGCAGUCACUGUAACAGCAAUUUCCAAAGCAUUUGAUGUCUGUAAGUUUUACCAUUGUUAACUGCAAACUUUGAGAAGAUGGUCAUUUAACUAUUAAACUACUUACGCACAAACUUGUAGCUGAUUAUUAUGCAGGGAUUGUGUAUAGUUUUGGACAGGUACAGGUAAACGUAUGCACAGAUGAAAGUGUCAAUUGUAAUAUCAUAUGCAUGCCUGCCUCAAAUGACCAGGGGGGUGUUUCACAAAGAUUUAAGUCGAACUUAACUCUCAGUUGGACUUAAACAUUUUAGAGAGCCAUUUGUAGCCUUAAAAUGAAAUAUA